AAAAUCUAACGAAAACAAGCCAUGAGCCAUCACAAGAUAACUCAAAAAAGAGUUAACCUAGCGACCUUUCCAACUACCAUCAUCUCAAUCUCAUCUCCACAGCAAAAGAUGAUUCAACAUCUCCCACCAUUUAAAUCCACGUGUCAACUUCCAUGCCACGUGCCCUUCAUUCAUAGCGCACGCGUGCCAACUCCUCCUCCUUCCCCCUCUUUCCUCUGAUAUACAGUGUACACCCUCUCCUCCUCUCCCUCACACUGCCACACGUAGCCGUUACUUCCUAUUAAAAACACACUCAUAACAAGUACCAAAUCAUAAAAGUAUGGACGAUCCACGCACCAGUGACGGCACCACCGUCCUAUACGCCUCUCUCCCUGCCCUCGCCAUCGCAGGCCCAUUACUCAGCCUAAUGGGCUUCACUCUCUUAACAUCUCUCGCGCUCCUCCUCGUGGCCGCCCCUUUGCAGAUCCUAUUCAGCCCGAUCCUACUCCCCGCCGGCUUCGUGGUUGCGGCUGCGGUGGUGGCGUUCGGCACCGCAGGAGCCAUGGGCUUAGGCGGGCUUUGGGCUCUGAAUUGGGCUUUCGGUUACGCAACCCGUGGGCCUGCCGACAGGGCCGGGCCCACUAAAGUGGCGGGACCGGCUACGGAGACGCUGACCGAGUCGGGGCAGAGGGUGAAGGAACGAGCGCAGGAUUUUGGUGGCUAUUUGCAGUAUAAGGUCGACGUCCUCCCACCGGAGAACGCACCGCGCAAAGAGAACAUUAACGAGACUUAAUUUGCAGUGAUAGAGAGGAGAGGAGUUUAUCUACUUAGAUAUUAUAUAUCAUGUGUCUGUCUCAUAUGUAUAUAU
Molecule: messenger RNA, 847 nt
Organism: Ananas comosus (pineapple)
Lineage: Eukaryota; Viridiplantae; Streptophyta; Magnoliopsida; Poales; Bromeliaceae
Product: oleosin 5-like
Exons: 1
Coding region: 320-772 (150 amino acids)
Biological process (GO): lipid storage
Cellular component (GO): monolayer-surrounded lipid storage body; membrane
Source: RefSeq, a predicted model, not a curated record